Nematolebias whitei (Rio pearlfish) is the source of this 1114-nucleotide messenger RNA. It is a transcript of the gene cryz, whose product is annotated as crystallin, zeta (quinone reductase). Bases 41 to 1027 code for a protein of 328 amino acids. The transcript is spliced from 8 exons. NCBI's taxonomy places the organism in Eukaryota, Metazoa, Chordata, Actinopteri, Cyprinodontiformes, Rivulidae. Gene Ontology annotation, molecular function: quinone reductase (NADPH) activity; NADPH binding; mRNA 3'-UTR binding. The record is from RefSeq and is a predicted model, not a curated record. Gene Ontology annotation, cellular component: cytosol.
GAGUUGUUGUUGUCCAUGUGCGGACUUUUCCUCUGCAGACAUGUCGGGCAGCAGGUUCAUGAGAGCCAUCAGAGUCCGGGAGUUUGGAGCUCCGUCAGUCCUCAGACUGUGUUCAGAUGUUCCUGUCCCUCAACCUGGACUCACACAGGUGUUGAUCCAAGUCCACGCCUGCGGUGUGAACCCUGUGGAAACGUACAUCCGCUCUGGAUCCUUUGCCCGGAAGCCAGCUUUGCCGUACACACCGGGUUCUGAUGUGGCCGGCGUGGUGGAGGCCGUCGGAGAGGAAGUCACCGCAGUGAAGGCAGGAGACCGUGUGUUCACCACAGCCACGGAGUCUGGAGGUUACGCAGAGUUUACUGUAGCUGCUGAGAACUGUGUUCACAAGCUGCCUGAUGCUCUGGACUUCUCACAGGGAGCAGCCAUCGGUGUACCGUACUUCACUGCCUACAGAGCCCUGGUUCACAAAGCUCGUGUCACCGCUGGAGAGACUGUCCUCGUUCAUGGAGCGAGCGGUGGGGUGGGAGUGGCAGCGUGCCAGAUAUCCCGCGCUCUGGGUCUGAGGGUUUUGGGGACAGCAGGAACACCAGACGGGGCGAAGCUGGCUCUGAGUAACGGAGCUCACCUGGUCUUCAGUCACAGAGAGGAGGGAUACACCGACAGAAUCAUGGAGGCCACAGAGGGCCGAGGUGUGGACGUGAUCGUGGAGAUGCUGUCUAAUGUGAACCUGGGCAAAGACCUCCAGAUGUUGGCCUAUGGAGGACGCGUCGCGGUCGUUGGCUCCAGAGGUCCGGUAGAGAUCAACCCCAGGGACACCAUGAUGAAAGAGAGCAGCAUCGUAGGGGUGGCCCUUUUCCGUUCAACACCGGAGGAGAAGAAGGAGUGUGCAGCGCUGCUUCUCUCAGGGAUGGAGGCUGGUUGGCUGCGUCCGGUCGUUGGCCCCCAUUAUCCACUGGACCAGGCUGCGCAGGCUCACCAUGACAUCAUCGAGUGUCCUGGGGCUGCUGGGAAAAUUGUCCUGACCAUGUAACGGCCUGAUCACGAGAGGGGAGUUAAUAAAUAUUAACAUGUACAAGAAUAAAAGUGAAUUGAAAAAUAAACCCAUUCACAUAUAAAA